UGCCAAGGGAAUUCCACAAAGUUAGAUGGGUUAGAUAAACAGGGGGACCCAUAUACCAGCAUAUAGCAUCAGUGUAUAGAUACAGCCCUUUGUAAAUCCACUGCAGUAUUUUCAAGUAGUGUACUUGUGUAGUUCUCAGUUUUCGGGGAUGAAGUAUGGUCAACCCCAUGACUUGUGUAUCGACAAAGGGUGAUCGAUCUUAGUCCUGCUUGCCAGUAAUAACCUGAUCACAACAACAAACACUCCCAAAGAUGUUAAUGCCUCAUCCCUAACUCUUGAUAAUGCAAAAUUUAACAUUUAUAAUUCUUUGGGUCUUUGGAUAAAGUCUUUGAACCUAUCUGCGUGACUUUACCGAAAGACCCAAAGAAUAUGAAUUCCUGCAGUAACGAAAGCUUCAAGUAAAAAUUGAACAUUGUUGCUGCCAGGUUUCCAAUGAGAAAUCUCUGCGGCUUGUUGCAGAUGUAAAGAAAAAAGCAAGUGCACUCUCUUAAAAACACUAUAAAGUCAAAACCUCUGGCACCACAGGUCUGUUAACAAUAAACAUGUGUUGUCUCCCUUACAGUGGGUAUUAACGAUCGUGACAUUCAAAAAUGAGUAGGCCAUAUGUGCCUGCGUCAUGGUCCAAAAUUGCCCAAUUUGAUACAUUGCUCUCAAUUUGGAAAAACCUCGGUAUCACAGUCCUCUCGUGGCACAGACAUUUGUAGGCUGGUGCUCUGCACACCUGCUGAACCUUUUCUGCCAGCCACUGGGGCUACACUUUGCUAGACUGCAGCAAGCCAAUGUAAUGUUUGCGAUUGUAUGAAACGCAAGGAACGUAUGGCAUUUAAGUAAGUGCCCUAUAUAUGCAAAUACUUAUCAAAUAAAAUUUCUAAGUGAAUUUACCGAAAGAACCAAAGAGUAAUUCCUGCAGUCACGAAAGCUUCAAAUCAAGUUUGAAUACUUAUAAACUUAACCGCAAAUAUUAUCUGGGUGUACCAAUGAAUUCAUUCAUAUAAAUUAUGAAAACGUGCAUGCAUUGACGUGGAAGAUUACUGUAGUUUUUCUUAUUCAUAUAUGUUCCAAUGGGUUCAUGCGAUCUCCACCUACAAUUACUUCAACGUUAACAUCAGUAUUAAAUAAAUUGAUUCUGGAAUCGAACCGUGGCACUGAAUCUACAGUUCAUAGAAUCAAUCAGGGGGUUAAUUGUUAUUCCACUUUAUGCUGUCAAUAUUUGAAUCAACUGUUAGGUUAUGCAUUCACCGGGCAUUGGAUUAACACCCAGAGAUCAGCAACCAAGGGGUGGUGAUGAGACCGAGACGACCAAUUGAGGACCCGAUGCUUUCAAUAUGUAUUAGAAGUACUGUAUUGUUGAAGUUGCAGUGGGUGGAAUACGUGUUGGAGGUUGGCGAGGGCAGGUUAAUGAAACUCGUUGCAUUGAGGUUGGGGACCAUAUGAAAGACCUCAAACCUGACGGUGGUAGCCAUAGUUCUGUUGAGUGGUUCUUGGUGAUCGGGUGAGGAAUCGGUCGGUAGCGAUGGUGAGGUGCGGUAGCGUUGGUUACAUUGGCUGUGAUGGCUUCUUGGCCUUGGUUUCGAUUUUUGUUACUUUCCUCCAGAAUUACAAAGCGCCGUGUUCAUGUUCUUUGUGUCUGGGCAAUGAUGUCGCGGCAGCGAAUUCGCCGCUUGUUGACGGUUGGAAUUAAGCGGCACCCUGAUUAUUACUGUGGGCAUAACCGUAAUAAUUUGCGCCGUCAGUUUCACAGUGGUCGUUAUGAUCCCCCGAUGUAAUUCACAAGAGUAUACACCAUUGUGUGCCAGCGUCAUGGCCCAAAUGUAACAAAUGAAAAAAUUACCCACAAAUCACUCAAUUGGAAUUAUACAAAGCAAUCAUUACCUCCCACUGACUAAUGCCCCAGGUCACUCAAAUCAGCCUAUUGAGUAACUCGUGCAAAUCAGCCUUUUGAGUUGUCACCUGGUUUAACAAUAGUAAACUUGACUACAUCCUGAAAGCAAAAUACGUUUGUCUCUUUCAGAACGCGCAAACUGUGAACCCUCAAAACGCCUCAUGUUCGAUCGGUGGCAUCGAUGAUGGAAAAGAUGGAGAAGGGAGACAAAGUGGAGGAUUCGCAGGGGGACAGCAGCUGCUAUCCCAAGCAGCCCAGGAGUGUGUCGGGAGAACAAGGCCCGACCCAACUCGCCGAGGGGUCCUUCAAACACCUCCGCAUGGCAUCCCAGACGGUCUUGGAAGAAUUAAUGAAGCGCGGACGGUCCAAGUGCCCAAAGUGCCAAGCAUCACGAAUGUUUUACUGUUACACUUGCUUCUCACUUUUGGAGGGGAUUUCAGAAGAACGCGUGCCAAGAGUGAAGUUGCCCUUAAAGGUUGACAUCAUUAAGCAUUCCUGCGAGACGGAUGGGAAAAGUACAGCUGUGCAUGCCUGCAUCUUGGCUCCAGACGAUGUCACCAUGUACACCUACCCCUGCUUCCCGGAGUAUGAUAAAAAUGAAAAGGCGGUAAAGAAAAUCAAGCUCGCUGGCGAUAAAGAAGAGCACUGCACCCCGGUGCCCAGCUUACCUCCGAAGGUGCCAGCGGAUUCUGCGAAGAGGUAUCCAGAAGGUCCCUUCCACCGGGUGGUUUUCAUUGACAGCACUUGGAACCAGACGAACAAAAUGAGCAUGGACGAGAGAUUGAAAGCCCUGCAGUGUGUGAAACUCCAGGCGUGGGAAUCGCAGUUCUGGCGCCACCAGAAGGGAACCCCACGUACCUUCCUCUCCACCAUCGAGGCCAUCUACUACUUUUUUGUCGAAUACCACGGCCUGCUGCAGCAGGGGCCGUACGCCGGGCAGCACGACAACCUGCUCUUCUUCUUCACAUUCAUGCACGGCCUCGUGAACAACGCCAAGGCGCACAAGCAGGCCUCGCUGCAGGCCUAGCUACUCGGACGCUGCAAUGGCGGUUUGCAGUCGAGUUUGGGCUCUGUCAUCAUCACGACCCACGGGGAAGAUUGCCCGUAGGUGUCCACUGCACGCGUCGUCACUGGUUUCCACUUGCCUCUGCCUUGUGCCAAUAUAUGCACAAAGGUCCCCUGACGUCAUUCGGAAGAGUAGGCCAUUGCGCGACGGGGUACACAUUUACAACAUUUUGAAAAUUACACUGCAAAGUACACAGUUGUAAUUACACAUAGCGGACUAAUGCCCACGCACAUGCCGGGUGCGGAGUGACCCUGUGCCUGCAGAGGCAGCCGCCGCUUGGGAUGCCCUUUCAAAAAGUUGGAAAUGUGAUUUUAAGUACUCUGAGAAGGCCUGGCAGAUAGGGCGCUCUCUCAAAAACAAAUCAUUCUCCCCAAUGUCAAUUUGUAAGAACAGAAUUGUGGUUCAGGUGUCGACUGCCAUAACUGGGAUCUGCUACGGACGUCAUAACCCUCAACGUUGCUAGGUCAGUGUGUAAAUUAUUUUUUACAAUCGAAAGACUUAAAUGUGCUGUUUUUUUAUUUCAUAUAUUAAACUGGCACCUACCCGAAUGUUUACUUUUUCUAAAUGUAUAAAUACAAAAGCUGCAUUCACUGUAUCAUCGGUCCCAGUAUCGACGGUGACACGCCUGGGUUCACGACCCACGUUUAAGAAAUGAUGUUUGGGACAAUCCGCGACAAAGCUCCUGCGUUUACCCCCAGCCUCCCAGUUCCUUACCUCGACAUCACAAUGUUGGUUGUGUUAUCGAGCAUUUUUUGUCAAAUUGUGACCUCUUUAUGCAGAAAAUAAAUGUAUGUU
Lethenteron reissneri (Far Eastern brook lamprey) is the source of this 3743-nucleotide messenger RNA. RefSeq names its product DTW domain containing 1 (gene DTWD1). Gene Ontology annotation, cellular component: nucleus. Lineage: Eukaryota; Metazoa; Chordata; Hyperoartia; Petromyzontiformes; Petromyzontidae. Gene Ontology annotation, molecular function: tRNA-uridine aminocarboxypropyltransferase activity. The record is from RefSeq and is a predicted model, not a curated record. Gene Ontology annotation, biological process: tRNA modification.